Myiozetetes cayanensis is the source of this 750-nucleotide messenger RNA. RefSeq names its product myogenin (gene MYOG). NCBI's taxonomy places the organism in Eukaryota, Metazoa, Chordata, Aves, Passeriformes, Tyrannidae. Gene Ontology annotation, molecular function: DNA-binding transcription factor activity, RNA polymerase II-specific; protein dimerization activity; RNA polymerase II cis-regulatory region sequence-specific DNA binding. Gene Ontology annotation, biological process: positive regulation of myoblast differentiation; positive regulation of transcription by RNA polymerase II; muscle organ development. The record is from RefSeq and is a predicted model, not a curated record.
AUGGCACCGAGCAGUUGGCGUAGGGAGAGGGAACAGCCGUCCCCGAGCCACACACACAUCCCGAGCCCCCGAGCGCCCAUGGAGCUCUUCGAGACCAACCCUUACUUUUUCCCGGAGCAGAGGUUUUACGACGGGGAGAAUUUCCUGGGCUCCCGCUAUGACCCAGCGGUGUUCCCCGAGCGCGCCGAGGUCUCCCUGUGCCCCGAGGGCAGGGUGGCUUUGGAGGAGAAGGACUCGGUGGGCGAGCACUGCCCCGGGCAGUGCCUGCCCUGGGCCUGCAAGGUGUGCAAGAGGAAGACAGUGUCCAUGGACCGGCGGAGAGCGGCCACGCUGCGGGAGAAGCGGCGGCUCAAGAAGGUGAACGAGGCGUUCGAGGCGCUGAAGCGCAGCACCCUCCUGAACCCCAACCAGCGGCUGCCCAAGGUGGAGAUCCUGCGCAGCGCCAUCCAGUACAUCGAGCGGCUCCAGAGCCUGCUCAGCUCCCUCAACCAGCAGGACCGGGAGCAGCGCGAGCUGCGGUUCCGCCCCGCAGCGCCCCAGCCCGCGGCCACCAGCGAGUGUGGAUCCAGCAGCUCAUCCUGCAGCCCCGAGUGGAGCACCCAGCUGGAGUUUGGCACCAACUCUGCAGAUCACCUGCUGGCCGAGGAGGGGCCGGAGGAGCGGAACCUGCCCUCGCUGUCCUCCAUCGUCGACAGCAUCGCCGGCGACGACGUGGCCGUGACGUUCCGGGAGGAGCCGCUCCAGAACUGA